UUUGAUUUGAGAUCUGCUCUGUAGACACACUACUUUUAUCCUAGAGCAGUACACCAACUAAGCCAGUAAUUUUAAGGAUAUGUUGUGUGCUUUUUUGGGAGCAUAUACAAGACAGAUCUGUGUAUACUCCAUGCCAGUCAGACAUCACCACUGUGGGGUACCUGGUCUGCAGCUCUUUUAUGUCCAUCUCAUAUGGGCCCUUUUGUUCUGUUACAUAUUUUUCCCUGAAUUCUCGGUCUCAAAUAAUUCUCUUCAUAUGAUCUACAUUUCCAAUGGAGUGCACUUAUAAAGCCAAGACAUAUCAUGAAACUAUUAAUAAGACUGUUGCUUCUUUUUGCAUAAUCUUUAUAUUUCUCUUUGGAAAGUUCAUUCUCUAUCUUGCAAUUUAUUCACAUCUUCUCCAUCUUAUUUCUCAUGUGAAACUGAAACAAGUGCUUCAGCUUCACCUAAGUUUAUUUAAUCAAGAAUUUGAUCAAGUAUAUUUCCUUUGCCCUGGGCGGUUGGUUAUUUUAUAUAAGAAAGAGUGAGUGACCAGUAAGGCACUUUAUAUUUUUGUCUGCCUUUUAUUUUGAUUGUUUUUACCAUAGAUCUUGAAUUAUAUGUGUAGAGAAGUUCAUUUUUACACACACAACAUACAAAGAACCGCAAAAUAAUUUCUUUGUUCAACUGCUUUUAGAUACCAAAAAAUAACCUUAUAUGAGUAUGUAGGGGAUAAAUCAGAAGGAAAAAAAGAGAAAAAGAAAAAAGCAUGAUGAAAAAACAAGGAGAUUGCAGGAAAGGAAUGUGUCAGCCUAAAUUGCCAGGCUUUUAUUUAUUUAUUCCUUUAGCAAGGUUUGGGGGGGGGUAAAGAAAUACUUGUGUGUUGCAAGAGGUUUCGUGGAAAUGACUGCUGAAAUCAGAGUAUAAAUGGCUUGCAAGGUCAGUCUCUGGAGCAGUUAGUGAGUAAAACAGGAGUGGAAAUAACACAAAGUACUCAAAAAAAGUAGGGCCCAAUACUGGAUGUGUUUGGAUGAGUUUCUGAAUCUCUAGAAUGUUGCUCCUGGGCUAUGCAGCUCUGCUCUUAUGUUGGACGUGUUGUACUGCACAAAGAGCAAAAUCGUGUGGCUACCCAGUUAUAGAAAACGGCAGGUUAAGAUAUGACAUCCGCUCCCACUUUCCGAAGAGACUUGGGCAGAUUGUUGACUACUACUGUUUCCAAGAUUAUUUACCCCUCAACGGAAAUCCCUGGGGUCAAAGUUCGUGUUCUCUAAGGGGCUGGUCUCCAGCGCCAAAAUGCCUGAAGAAGUGUUAUACCAGGCAGCUGAUAAAUGGUUAUUUCCCAAGAGGCGGGACGGAUUUUUACAAACAAGGUGAAAGAACUACAUACACCUGCAACCCUGGUUACCAUGCUGAGCACCAAGUCGUCACGUGCACAAUGAAUGGCUGGUUCCCUCAUCCCAGAUGUAUCCCUGACAUAAAAUGCAGGCAGAUCUAUGUUGAGAAUGGUUAUUUCACCACGUCAAGAACCGAGUUCCGUUUAAAAGAAGUGGCCCCGUAUAGAUGUAAUACUGGCUUUGUAACUGCAGAUGGACAAGAAAAAGGAGAGACACAGUGCCAAGUUAAUGGCUGGACCCCACCUCCAAAAUGCAUCAGUGAGUACCUAAACAUGUCAGAGCUCCCUACCAUUGUCACCAUCAUAGAAAUGGUGUCCUGUGGACUCAGAGUUUUGCCAUCCAGAUUGGUGGAGUUUUCUUACUGGGCAGAGACUCCAAUCUCUGAUCCUUCAGAGGUUAAUCAUUCUCAGGCUCUAGGAUAUACAGAGAGAAAACAUAAAGGUAUUGAGUAAGGUGGGGAAAAUCGAGUGUCUUCUU
This is a messenger RNA of Pseudopipra pipra, 1850 nucleotides long. RefSeq names its product complement factor H-related protein 3-like. Lineage: Eukaryota; Metazoa; Chordata; Aves; Passeriformes; Pipridae. The transcript is spliced from 4 exons. The record is from RefSeq and is a predicted model, not a curated record. The coding region runs from base 1031 to 1825 and encodes 264 amino acids.